AACCUUUCAAUCAAGCAAGCUUUACACCUUCCACAGUUGCACCUUAAAUUUUUAGUACUCAUCAAAACUUUUGAGAGGAUCCUCCGUAGAGAGAUGUGACUCUGAGUGAAAUCAGGUGUUUAGGAAUCAUUUUGCGCUUUAGCAUCUGACGGCUGACGGGGAUAUCACAAGACUAUCUCAAUUCAUUCAUUCUAAAGAAAAUCAAUCGCCCACUAGCAAAUAUUAACAUCGGAAAAGGGCAGAAAAUCAAGUUUCCCACGCAGCAGGCUUAAGAAGCUAAAAAACUAUCGGAGAACAGGGGAAUAUAGCUGCAAGAGCUACAAAACACCGUCCAAGAAUUGUUGAUCAGAGAUGCCUUUUCAAUGCGUCCGCAAAGUAACAAGGUGGAUGUGCCGAACGCUGUUAUCAUCUCCCCAUCCAACCUCCUACUAGUAAGCCACUUAAGCCACCCCCGAAGGGAUAGAGAGCUACGAUAGCUAGAGGGGAGGAGAGUACAUUGUUCAUAUGGUACACGCUAGGCUUUCAUCAUCUAUGGCAAAAGAGGCAUGUUAGCAUUCUUAUGCUUGAGUUUCGAUUUCGAGGAAUUCAGCAUUUUAGGGGACUCACUUGUUCAAAACUUGGAAGGAUGGAGAAAAGAAAGGAAAAGGAAGAGAAAGUCGAAAGUCGAAGUUGAGAUUUUUAUGUUGUGUGAAGUCUUGGCAUCAUGUUUGUUCAUCUGUCAAACAGCACUGAGCAACUAUUAAUGCGGCAACCCCAGGGACAUUUCGGUGCAAUAAGACAUUCAUAUUUUUGGAUCUCAAUUGUCCGGACCCGCGCCUGAAACCCCUAUGCUCCCCACCCAUCUUUCUCCGGGAGCCCUUCGGCUUGCCGCCAUACGGCGUCAAAGCUACCUUGAAAUAUCAAAUUAUAUACGAGGAAUUCGAGUCGCCUACUCCUGGGGACCAAUAUGCAACUCUGGAUGCGUCCGAGGUUUUCAUGCCGGAAGUUGGUCGCGCCAGCAGAGCGCUGCUUGCUCUCCGUCGUGUCGCUCCCAUCUUGAAGAAUACAAACAAUCUAUAAACUUUCCAGCUGCCACAGUUGACCUCAAAUCACUUAUAGAACGUCCGGCUUUGGGCCAGAAGGUUGUGCUCCAUGGCUACCUAGGGAAGCGAGUCGAUAUGGGAAAGAGGAUGGCCUUUGUUCGCCUAACUGAUCCAAUUCUGUCACAAAAUGUUCAGAUCAUAGCUUUUGCAAAAGAUAAAUCCUUUGCCAAGCUGAAAUCCAUUGAGGCAAAUAGCCCCGUGGUUGUGCAGGGGGUCGUACAACAAAAACAACCUAGUUUGAAGGAAAAGCCAGACGCUAGGGAGGGGCAGGAAGCCAAGGCCGACAGUAUAGAGAUUGCCUUGGAGGACAUACACUGUCUUAAUGAGUUUCCUAAGGACAUUAUCAUGACCCCUGACACAGUUUUCCCCCCGGAAAAGCGGCAUUUGCAGAUCCGAGCCGAUAGCAAACUUCGUGAUGCACUGCGAUUCCGUGCGCGAGCUAGAAAUGUCUUGCGAGAAGCAUUGGAAGAAUGCCAACUACCUUUCAUAGAAAUCGAAACACCUCUACUGUUCAAAUCUACCCCCGAAGGAGCAAGGGAGUUUUUAGUUCCCACGAGAAGACGUGGGAUGGCAUACGCACUCCCACAAAGUCCGCAACAAUACAAACAAAUUCUCAUGGCUAGCGGCAUUCCGAGAUAUUACCAAUUCGCCCGUUGUUUCAGGGAUGAGGACCUUCGGGCAGAUAGGCAACCGGAAUUUACGCAGCUCGAUUUAGAAAUGUCAUUUGCAACUGGGGAAGAUGUGAUAACGGUAAUCGAAGCUGCUGUGAAAAAGCUAUGGUCUUCCUUAAUGACACACUCUUUACCCUCGGAGAGCUUCCAGAGGACCACUUAUGAAGAUGCCAUGGCCAAGUUCGGAUCAGACAAACCAGACGUACGAAUCGGCAUGGAGAUCAAGCGGAUUGAGCACAUGGUACCCGUCGACCUCGUUAGUAAAAUCAGUCCACUGCAUAAUCCCAUAGUUGAAGCCAUGAAACUAGAAGGAAACGAGAACCCGGAAGAUAUGCGUAAUUUCCUCAAUUCGUUCAUGGACUCUCCUGAAGCGAGUAUCUUCCAUAAAAAUCCCGCAGGCGGACCUGGCGCCUUCGUUUACGACUCUAGAAAACCCCUCUCGGGACUCCAGCCGUUUGGAUUCGAAGCGACAUGGGUUCUCGAGCAAGAACUAGACCUGAAAGACGGAGACCUACUCAUAAUACAAGCUCGCGAGAACGCACCCUUUUCCGGAGGUUCCACUCCACUAGGUGAUCUUCGUCGGGAAAUCCAUAAAGCGGCCGUGGAAGCCGACCUCACACCCGCCCCUACAGGUUUCCACUUCCUCUGGGUCCAAGAAUUCCCCCUAUUUUCCCCCAUUACCGAUUCCGAGCCCGGCCAAGGAGGCGCAGCCGGCAUUGCAUCCACACACCACCCCUUCACGGCCCCGCUGCGCGAGUCAGAUAUAUCCCUUCUACUCACGGACCCAACGAAAGUAAUCGCAGACCACUACGAUCUAGUCCUCAACGGCGUCGAACUCGGCGGCGGAAGUCGACGUAUCCACUCUGCCGCGGUCCAAGAAUUCAUACUUCGCGACAUCCUGAAAAUGCCCGCCGAGAGGCUUGCUGACUUUGCGCACUUACUUGAGGCCCUGAGGGCCGGGUGCCCACCACAUGCUGGCAUUGCACUGGGGUUCGAUAGACUCGUGGCAGUUAUGCUGGGCAAGGAGAGUGUGCGGGAUGUAAUUGCGUUCCCGAAGUCUGGGAAGGGAGAAGAUUUGUUGAUUAAGUGUCCAAGUGAAAUGACGGAGGAGUCGUUGCGGACCUAUCAUCUUCGGUUGCGGGAUGAGGAUGCUGAUGGGGAGCAGAAAAUAGAAGGGGAUUUGGGGGAGGCAAUUAGGAUAGGGGAUCAUGCUACUCCUGGAGCUGGUUAGGUACGAUAUGGGAAACAGCUUCUCAUUGUUCUUCACUCCUUCUCCUCCUCCUCAACGGGGUUUGAUACACGCCUCGUUAUGUUGUUGAUAGAUGUUGGCAUACCAGUUUCUUAAUUUCAGGAGCCCUUGGGAUUUAUGUAUUAAUAGAUUAGAUACCAACCAUAUUUAUUUAGACUUCUUCUCUCUAUUUCUCUCUAUACAGUAGAUUGUUUUUAAAUAAGAGUUAGCGCACACUUCGAUCAAUGAACUUAUCAUCUACCACAUGAGGAGUAAGCUGACCAGCGCUUAACUCCGGAC
Blastomyces dermatitidis ER-3 is the source of this 3281-nucleotide messenger RNA. RefSeq names its product aspartyl-tRNA synthetase. Gene Ontology annotation, biological process: aspartyl-tRNA aminoacylation. Gene Ontology annotation, cellular component: mitochondrion; cytoplasm. The transcript is spliced from 3 exons. Lineage: Eukaryota; Fungi; Ascomycota; Eurotiomycetes; Onygenales; Ajellomycetaceae. The coding region runs from base 828 to 2984 and encodes 718 amino acids. The record is from RefSeq and is a predicted model, not a curated record. Gene Ontology annotation, molecular function: ATP binding; aspartate-tRNA ligase activity.